UUAUUAAUCAUUCAUUCAUUCAUUCAGAGCGACUCGUGCAAUAAUGGCGGUUGGCAAACAUGUUGGUGAGAUGCUCGCCCAUCUCACGGCUACAUCCAAGUUCGAUCCUAAGAAACUUGAUGUUGUCGGCUUGAGUCUAGGAGGUCAGACCAUGAGUUUCAUAGCCAAGAGUUUUACUCAGUUAACAGGUCAAAAAAUCUCAAGACUAACAGCACUAGAUCCAGCUGGCCCAUGCUUCCGAAACCGUGGUCCUGAAGGUAGACUGGACGAGAGCGAUGCUGAUUUUGUGGACGUUAUCGCUACUAACAUUGAUGGGUAUGGUAUGGCUGCGCCGGUAGGUCAUGUGAAUUUUUAUGUCAAUGGAGGAGAAAUCCAACCUGGUGAUAUCUAUUGGAUUUUAUGUAACACCCUGUGCAGUCAUGCUCGAGUUUAUUUUCUAUGGUUGGCAGCCCUUGAAAAUCCAAAUUCGUUUAUUGCUAUGAAAUGUGACUCCGUACAAGACGCAAGAGACAGAAAAUGUUAUGAUAGAAGGCCUAUGGUCACAAAUGUACUGGGACUAAAUGUAAAUAGAAACGAAACUGGUAUAUUUUAUUUAGCUACGACCAAUGUUUUUCCGUAUCAUAUGGGGACAAGAGGGUUGAAGAAGAAGAAUGACUUUUUUGCAAAACAUUUGGCAGAUAUUAAUGUGAAUGAUAUACUUAAAUUGUAAAAUGUAGUAAAUUAAGUAACAAAUGUAAGAAAGAAGUAUGCAGAGAUCGUGGCAAGUGGAAAGAGGUAGUCUCUGCCUACCCCUCCGGGAAAGAGGCGUGA
This is a messenger RNA of Amyelois transitella, 810 nucleotides long. RefSeq names its product lipase member H-like. Lineage: Eukaryota; Metazoa; Arthropoda; Insecta; Lepidoptera; Pyralidae. The record is from RefSeq and is a predicted model, not a curated record. The transcript is spliced from 2 exons. The coding region runs from base 44 to 709 and encodes 221 amino acids. Gene Ontology annotation, molecular function: lipase activity.